Molecule: messenger RNA, 1032 nt
Organism: Rotaria sordida
Lineage: Eukaryota; Metazoa; Rotifera; Eurotatoria; Philodinida; Philodinidae
Source: the annotation of a GenBank genome assembly
AUGACAACAAUGGCUAAUAGAACUCGGAAACGUAUUAAACUAUCAAGUAACAUAAUUGAAAAAGAUUCGGUAGCGUCAGAGAACAAGAUCAAUAGCAUUGGAUCUGGACAACUACAUUUACCAAAUAUUGAUUUUAACACAAAAUGGUCGCAGAAUGGUGUUACCGUGGCAGGAGGUAAUGGUCCUGGUAGUGCAGUUAAUCAACUAUAUUAUCCAUGGGAUAUGUAUGUAGAUAAUGAUCAAACUAUUUAUGUAGCUGAAUACUCGAAUCAACGUAUUACGGAAUGGAAGUGUGGUGCAAUGAAUGGUCAAGUUGUUGCUGGUGGGAAUAAACAAGGAAAUCGAACUAAUCAAUUGAAUGGUCCAGCAAAUGUAAUUAUCGAUAAAGAAAAUGAUAAUAUCAUCAUUUGUGAUCUAGGAAAUCGACGAGUUGUACGAUGGCCACGUCGAAAUGGCAAACAAGGAGAAAUAAUCCUUUCAGAUGUUGAUUGUUGGGGUUUAGCCAUCGAUAGCAAUGGAUACUUGUAUGUUUCAGAUUAUAAAAAACAUGAAGUGAGACGAUGGCAUCCAGGAGAUAUAUGUGGGACCGUGAUAGCUGGUGGUAAUGGAAAAGGUAAUCGUCUCGAUCAAUUCAAUUUUCCUGCUCAUUUAUUUGUCGAUCAAGAUUAUUCACUGUACGUAUCAGAUAUUGGUAACCAUCGUUUGAUGAAAUGGAAACAAGGUGCAAAAGAAGGUAUUGUUAUCGUAGGUGAUGGAUGUGAAGAAAAUGAUCGUAUACAAUUAUCAUAUCCUUCUGGAAUAGCUGUCGAUCACUUAGGUACGGUAUAUGUUGUAGAUUCUCACGAACAUCUAGUAAUGCGUUGGCUCAAAGGAGCAACACAAGGUAGUAUUAUCAUAGGUAGCAAUGGACAAGGAACAGAAACAAAUCAAUUGAAUGGUCCUGUUGGUCUAUCAUUCGAUCAGCACGGUAAUAUUUAUGUGGCCGAUAAUCUGAAUCAUAGAAUACAGAAAUUCCAUAUUGAUUCAACUUGA